Molecule: messenger RNA, 1451 nt
Organism: Armigeres subalbatus
Lineage: Eukaryota; Metazoa; Arthropoda; Insecta; Diptera; Culicidae
Product: facilitated trehalose transporter Tret1-like
Biological process (GO): transmembrane transport
Cellular component (GO): membrane
Molecular function (GO): transmembrane transporter activity
Source: RefSeq, a predicted model, not a curated record
CUAUAAGAUGGGUGAAAAAAUCGAGCCUUCAAAUGGUGUAUUCAAUCAAGUGUUUUCGGUUUGCACUAUAAAUCUGAUACAUUUCGCACAUGGCGCUACACUGGGAUGGUUGUCACCGUUUCUGCCCUUACUUCAAUCAGAUGAUUCACCGUUGGACACCGGACCAGUAACAGUUGAGCAAGCUUCAUGGAUCGGGUCGAUUCUUUGCUUGGGAGCUCUGGUCGGGGCCAUUAUUUACGGUAGUCUUACAAGCAGACUUGGUGUGAAACGAUGCAUCUCGUGCAUAAUAUUUCCAAACAUGAGCUUCUGGAUGAUUGUAUAUUUCGGAACAUCAGUUUAUCAUCUGUACAUUGCACGGUUUUUAGCCGGCGUAACUGGAGGAGGCGUCAUCGUAACAUUUCCUCUUUUCAUAGCAGAUAUUUCCGAUAGCAGAAUUCGUGGAAUGCUUGGCUCAUGUUGGGCCUUGUCCAGAAAUUUAGGAAUCCUAGUAAUGUAUAUAAUUGGAGAUAUUCUGUCGUAUCGAACCGUGCCUACUGUCAUGAUGGUUGUGCCUCUCCUAUUUGGAAUUCUCAUGUAUUCAAUACCGGAAACCCCGCAAUCAUUGCUUAAAAAGCGAAAGAUUAUAGAAGCUGAAAAAUCUCUCCAGUUCUUUAGAGGAGUCACGUCUAAAACAAGAAAUACAGAAUACAAGUUUCAACACAAUUUCGAAGAGUUGCAGAAUUUUAUUCUCACCAGUAAAACUGAACAUACUAAACUUCAGCUAAGUGACUUCGUAUCACCACAAGCGAGAAAAGGAUUAUUCAUUGGAAUAUUUCUACUGUUUUUAAACCAAUUUUGUGGCGUUUUCGCAAUUCUCACCUAUGCAGUGUCAAUCUUUCAGGAAUCGGGCUCCAACAUGAGUCCCGGAGCAUCAGCCAUAAUCAUUGCAGCGAUUCAGAUAGUUGGAACGGUUGCUUCAUUUAUUUUCAUUGAUUUAACUGGACGAAAAGUUCUGCUAUUGAUUUCUACUUUCGGCACGGGUUUGGGAGUUAGCUGCCUCGGAACGUUUUCAUGGUUGAAGGAGCGACAAUUCGAUUUAUCUGGAUAUGGUUGGAUUCCUAUUGUUAGCUUGUCAGUUAUGGUAUUUCUCUUCUGCGUUGGAUUAUGCAAUAUUCCAUUCUUCAUAAUACCCGAAAUCCUUCCCACAAAGAUAUGUAACGUGGGGAACACAAUUAGCAUGAUUUUGACCACCGUAUUUGCGUUUGUGGUUCUCAAGAUUUUGCCAAUUUUACUGAAGGAGAUCAAGCUUUACGGUGCAACUGCCUUAUUUGCUUGUACUUGCUUUGUUGGUGUUAUUGUUAUCGCUGCAAUCGUUCCAGAAACAAAAGGAAAAAAUCUCGUGACAACUGUUGACAUUUAAUAAGAUUAUGUAAAAUGUUUGUGAUCUCUCAUGUAUCGAUAUAUAGUCUACG